AAGUCUAGUGCGAAGAGAGCUGUGAUGUACCACAUAUGGCUAACACUCCAGAAGGAUUUCAAAUCAAAUGGGCUUCCCCCCGGACUUCCUGAAAGUGAGACCAGCUGCCGAUACAUGUAGCCAAUUUGCCAACCAUCUCCUUUUUAAAGAACAAGAUGAUGAUGUGAUCUCAAGGAAAGUCUUACAGAAGAGGCCACAGUUCUGGUUUUUAAAGGCUGUAAUGGGUGCCGUGAUUAGAGGAGAGACGGGUGUCUCAUAACUAACAGUAACACACUCUUGGCCCUAAUUUGAAUUGGGUACUUAUGUUUAAAGUCGAAAAUAGCAAUAGAAAAAUGUGGAACUCAAACCGUUGUCUCCAGAUAAACAUCUUGUAGUAACGAUGACUUGAGAAUGUUCGGAGUGCGGCGAGCUUGGACGUGGUCACGAAGCAUCUGCGUGGCAUUCUCUUUGAUGAGAAACGAAGAGGAGAGAAAAAGCCACCAAGCGCCCUAAGGGAACACGUCUUGGUUCUUCCCUUGCAUCUUUGCAGGGGCUGAGAUGUUCUCCAAGAAGAGAGGCUUUGGGCCGGAUAGGUCGUGGAGAGUUCAUUUCAAGUCCCAUUCUCAGCCUUAGAGACAGAGAGAGAGAGAGAGACAGACAGACAGACAGGCAUACAGACAGCAAGAGCCCUGGACAUCGACCCAGAUGCAGAGGCGCAGUGUGUGAAGCGACGCUUGCUGGGUACUGUGGCUGCCCCACAGGAUACCCACGGAGAGCAGGCUGCCCCAGCUGACCGCCUGUAAGCGGCAAAGGCCCGGUGGCAUCAGAGCCGAGUGAUGGACGAUCUGCGGUCCCAGAACCUCUCCGUGGACAUGACUGAGUCCACUCCCGCCUUGGCCAGUAACAGACUGGAGAAUGGCAUGACCCAGCUCAUCACCACCGAGGCCUGGAACAUCAACUCCACUGACCUGGUAAAGAAGGCCCUGGUGACCGUGCCGGCCCCGUCCAUCCUGAACCCCCCGGCCGAGUCCCAGAGCGGCAUGGCUCUGAAGGUGGCAGCCACCGUGCUGCAGCCCCUGUGCCUCGGGGAGAGCCCAGUGGUGAUGCCCAUUCACAUGCAGGUGGAGGGAAGCUCCGCGCCCGAGCUCCAGCCUAAUGGCAACGCCGCCUAUGUCAUGACCACGCAGGGCCCCGUGCAGCUGCCCGUGGUGCUGGAGCAGCACGUCUUUCAGCACCUCAACUCCCCUCUGGUCCUGCCGCAGGAGGCCCCGUGCUCCUCCAGUGCCAUCCACAACAACCUGUUCCAGGGAGCCGAGGACCCUGAGGCGCAGCCCCAGCUCCUGGACCUGCGCAUCCCCAACCAGCCGCAGGAGCCCACCUUGCCAUUCGAAGCCGUGCUCCAGAAUCUGUUCCCUUCUCAGGGCGCGCUCGGCCCCCCACCCUGCCAGCCUCCUCCUGGAUAUGCCCCAAUGCCCCCCCAGGCCUUCAACUCCCCGCUGUCCCCGCUGGUCCCUCCAGCCACCCUCUUGGUGCCCUACCCAGUGAUCGUCCCCUUGCCCGUGCCGGUGCCCAUCCCCAUCCCCAUCCCGGUGCCUCACAGUCCCGAAUCCAAGCUCAGCUCCGCUUGCCCCAAGCCACCGCCUUCCUUUGGCGCGCACCCCUUCAAAGGCGCCCAGCCCCCUCUGGAGAAGGAGGAGCGGAAGCCCUUCGAUAUCCUGCAGCCGAGCGAGUACUUCCAGCUCAGCCGCCGCACGGUCAUCAAGAUGGGGAGCGACAACGAGGCCCUGGACCUCUCCAUGAAGUCGGUGCCCUGGCUUAAGGCCGGCGAAGUCAGUCCCCCCGUCUGCCAGGAAGACGCGGCCCUAGACCUGUCGCUGGCAGCCCACCGGAAAGCCGAGCCUCCCGCUGAGACACUGUAUGACAGCAGCGGGUCCAUGGGCAGCCCAGGUCACGCCGCGAUGGAGAAACUUCCCAGUGGCAUGGAAGUGUCCUUUGCCCCCGCCACGGCCCCGGGGGCCUCGGCUCUGAUGGAUAGCCACGUGGGCGGCAGCCACCCCACCCAGCUGCCCAGCCAGCCCAGCCAAGCCGGCAGCGAGGUCAAGGCUGAAAAUCACAUCGAGAUGGUGAGCGAGUCCCAGGCGGCCAAGGUGAUUGUCUCGGUGGAAGACGCGGUUCCUGCCAUCUUCUGUGGCAAGAUCAAAGGCCUCUCGGGCGUGUCCACCAAGAACUUCUCCUUCAAAAGAGAAGACUCGGUGCUUCAGGGCUAUGACAUCAACAGCCAAGGGGAAGAGCCCAUGGGAAGCACCGAGCCCCUCCGGAAACCCGUCAAAAACCGGAGCAUAAAGUUAAAGAAAGUGAACUCCCAGGAAAUACACAUGCUCCCCAUCAAAAAACAACGGCUGGCCACCUUUUUUCCAAGAAAGUAAAUAAUGGCUUUUUAAAAUUUUUAUGAUUAUAAUAUGGGGAAAGGUGCAUUGGUUUUAUAAAAAGGCCUUUAAAGCAAAUUAUCUUUGUUAAUUAUUUUGGGGAGUAGUUGGGAAGCGGGAAAGCAAAUUGACUCUAGAGGCCCUGUAAGCUAGUAUCGUUUUCUUUUUUAAUUUUUGACUUUUCACAAAUGAGUAAAUAAGAGCAACCUAUUUUUCAAGCAGAUUGCACAUUUUUUGCAGCUUUAAUGGAAUAUUGGGUGAAUCAGAGGGGUAAAAAAAAAAAAAAAGCUAUUUUCAUUGCCACAAAGUGCUUUGAUGAUGUAAUACCUGAUAAAGGGUAGGAUGACUAUUUCACAAUAAAUGUUUGUUUGCACUAA
Mustela erminea (ermine) is the source of this 2782-nucleotide messenger RNA. RefSeq names its product retinoic acid induced 2 (gene RAI2). The coding region runs from base 816 to 2405 and encodes 529 amino acids. The record is from RefSeq and is a predicted model, not a curated record. The transcript has 2 exons. Gene Ontology annotation, biological process: animal organ development. NCBI's taxonomy places the organism in Eukaryota, Metazoa, Chordata, Mammalia, Carnivora, Mustelidae. Gene Ontology annotation, cellular component: nucleus.